Boleophthalmus pectinirostris (great blue-spotted mudskipper) is the source of this 3487-nucleotide messenger RNA. It is a transcript of the gene rarab, whose product is annotated as retinoic acid receptor, alpha b. The record is from RefSeq and is a predicted model, not a curated record. The transcript is spliced from 9 exons. Gene Ontology annotation, biological process: regulation of transcription by RNA polymerase II; cellular response to corticotropin-releasing hormone stimulus; retinoic acid receptor signaling pathway. Gene Ontology annotation, cellular component: transcription regulator complex; nucleus. Gene Ontology annotation, molecular function: nuclear glucocorticoid receptor binding; zinc ion binding; nuclear receptor activity. Bases 868 to 2304 code for a protein of 478 amino acids. Lineage: Eukaryota; Metazoa; Chordata; Actinopteri; Gobiiformes; Gobiidae.
AGAGGGAGGCCGCCGGGUGCAGAGCGGAGGUUACCACAGGACACUGCUGGCUCCAGCGGAGUCCGCGUCCAGACCGGGACCUCACAGCCGGCGACAGCGCGCUACUCGCAGAAAACCGUAGUGUCAACUCGGAAUACAGCAGCGUCCAUGAAUCUGCUGCUCUUCACUUGGCAACUUUAGACGCGGGGAAUGAUCGCGCUUUUGUUUCAAUAACAUCUUCGCUCGUACAUUUUUUUGCUUGGACUCUGUGAAGCUAUGCAAGCUAGAGGAGAACCGGUACGUGUUUUUGUAACCAAGUGGACCUUUCUGUUUUAACCAAGCCCUUGUAGCCUACUUUGCUGCUUUGCCCCCGAUGCUAGUGUAAAGGAUAUGAGUGACCAUCUACGGAAACCAGCCAAGGGAUUACCGCGCUGUUUGACCAGUCUAAGCUAGUAAAAUGCUAACGAUAGCGACCAGGGUCAGCCCGUAAAUAGUAGCCUACAGUCAUUACUCUAUUUUCUCAUUCAUUUUACGAGGCUAGUCCAAACUUAUCGGCACUUGUACCAUUGCAUUUGCGCUCAGAGUGUUCGGCUGGAAUCGCCUCACCGUAUUUUGCCGGUGCUGAAGUUUCCCUGUAGAUCUCCGGUGUUUCUCCAAAAGGGCUAAAAGGUCAAAGGGAGCGGAGUAGUCUUUGCUCGGCCGCCCCUCCUCCUCCUCCUCUUCCAUGAGUUUUGUGAUGAAGAUGUGAACUCUCCCCUCUCCUUCCGCUCUCUCCUCGCCGUGCGCACCGCUUUGAUCUUUUUCCCACUCUUUUUUUUUUUGGUACCAGCACAUCAAACGCUCCCCUCGCGCCCAUCCUCUCUCUCGGCUCCUCUCCUCACCUCGGGGAUGUACAGUGAAAGCGUGGAUGUGGUGGGUUUAAGCCCAACUCCGAGCAGUCCAAGCCCCGGCUCCUUUUUGAGCAUGGACUACUACCACAGACCCCCGGGGCUCGGUCCUGAUAAGGGCUUGCUGUCCGGGGUUGGAGGUCUUCAGCGGCCGUUCGGGGGAUCUCUGGUCACCGGGAGACAUUGGAGCGGAUCCAGUCACUCCAUAGAGACUGAGAGCACGAGUUCAGGGGAAGACCUCCUAGUGCCCAGCCCCCCUUCACCUCCCCCUCCACCCCGUGUUUACAAGCCCUGUUUCGUAUGUCAAGACAAAUCUUCUGGAUACCACUACGGCGUCAGCGCAUGCGAAGGAUGCAAGGGUUUUUUUCGAAGGAGUAUUCAGAAGAACAUGGUGUAUACAUGUCACCGGGACAAAGUGUGUGUCAUUAAUAAGGUGACGAGGAACCGGUGUCAGUCGUGUCGUCUUCAGAAAUGCCUCGAUGUUGGCAUGUCCAAAGAGUUGGUACGUAAUGACAGAACAAAAAAGAAGAAGGAAGACAAGAAGCAGGCUGAACCUGAAAUGUACGUUCUGUCUGCGGACACCGAGGAGAUGAUUGAGCGAGUUCGGCGAGCACACCAGGACACCUUCCCAUCAUUGUGUCAGCUUGGAAAAUACACAACGAAUAACAGUUCAGAACAUCGCGUGGCUCUGGAUGUGAACCUGUGGGACAAGUUCAGCGAACUGUCCACAAAAUGCAUCAUAAAAACAGUGGAGUUUGCCAAACAGCUCCCAGGCUUCACCACACUGUCCAUCGCCGACCAGAUCACGCUGCUCAAAGCUGCGUGCCUCGACAUACUGAUUCUGAGGAUCUGCACACGUUACACUCCAGACCAGGACACCAUGACCUUCUCGGACGGUCUGACGUUAAACCGCACUCAGAUGCACAAUGCGGGCUUUGGGCCACUCACAGACCUGGUCUUCUCCUUCGCCAGCCAGCUGCUGCCUCUAGAGAUGGACGACGCAGAGACGGGUCUACUCAGUGCCAUCUGUCUACUGUGUGGAGAUCGACAGGACUUGGAGGAGGCAGAUAAGGUGGACAUUCUUCAGGAGCCAUUACUAGAGGCCUUAAAGAUUUAUGUGAGGCGGAGGAGGCCUGAAAAACCAUGUAUGUUCCCCAAGAUUCUCAUGAAGAUUACAGACCUCAGGAGCAUCAGUGUGAAAGGAGCUGAGCGUGUGAUCACUCUGAAGAUGGAGAUCCCAGGCUCCAUGCCUCCACUCAUCCAAGAAAUGCUGGAGAACUCUGAGGGUGAUGGACAGAAGGGACACGGUGCAGGAGGAAAGGGGAGGGCACCUAGAGGAGACAAGAACAGCCUCAACUCCCCCAGCGCCUCACCUCCUCCAUCCUCCCCCACCCCCUGCUCUUCACCAGGCUCACCCACAGCUUCUCCCUCCACAUGAAGACCGGUAGGGCCAACCACAGCACAGGCCUGGUACCAACGCUUCCACAAAACCACAUCUGACCUCAGACCAUGCCUCCACUGCUGCAGAAAGAACAACAGGGGGCCACAGAUUGCUGUCACUGCCGGACAACAGGACUUUAAAAUGGGCAAACUAUAUGCAUAAGUUAGCCACUUUUAUGCUUAUUUGGUUGUUUCAUUUUAUUAUCUUGCAUUCUUCAAAUUGUGAAAAUAUAAUUUAAAUCAACAGUUGCUGACUAAUUUGACAAACAAAAAGUAGCUCUAAAAUUAAUGAUGCUUGAUAAGGAGAGAACUAAACCUUCACUCCACCACUCACUGCUUUAUAGUACUUACAAAGGUGAAGAAAAUAAAUGAAAAUCAAACAAAUGGCCAACAAAUAUCAUUGCUUUUCUUUAAGAAUUUGUUCUAUAAAAUAUAUCAAUCUUGUGCCUGAAAGUACAAUAUACUUAAGCCCCGAUGAAAUAUGAAGCAUGUGCCUGCUCUCAGUAAUUACAGUUAAUAGCCAUAAUAUAACAGUUGAAGACCUUUAUAGUAACACCUUUCUCCUACAGAAUUCUGAGUUAUAAUUCAUCUUAAUUAUAAUCAUCAUUUGAAAUUGAAUAAAUAAUCAUUGCACAGUUGAAAAGGAUAAGCAAAAAAUGAUCUUCAGCAAUGUUAUGGUUAAAACCUGCUAAAAUCUUUUUAUUGUUAUUUUCUAUUUCAAAAUGGCCAUGUCUCAAUUUGGAGAACAUGAAAUCCACACUAAACUAAGCAUAAAAGUGGCUAUGUGAAAUGAAAAACAGUAUUUGUGAUUAUUUGUGUUGUGUCCUCAGCAAUACAGUAUGUGCUCAGACUCAGUUUGUAAAUGCAUAAAAAUGUGAGUAAACUUUAAAUGUAUUGUAUGCAAAGUACCUAUUUGUAAUAUAAUGUACAUAUAAAGUGGUUGCGGGACAAGGGGAUAACAAAUAGUGACUGAAGCAUUAUUUUCCUAAAUGUACAUGUGUAAAUAUUUACUUUUUUUAUCUGUACCUCACCUUUGACAAACAUUUCUGUGUGUAUGUAUGUUAAGUAUAUUAUCUUCCACUUCCACAAGUUAACUUUUAUUUUCAUUGGGAGGUGCAAAGAACAGCCUGUCUUCAUUUAAAAUUGAACAUAACACAAUAUUAAAUAUUGUUUGUAAGUAA